Eucalyptus grandis is the source of this 3036-nucleotide messenger RNA. RefSeq names its product metal-nicotianamine transporter YSL3. Gene Ontology annotation, cellular component: plasma membrane. The coding region runs from base 317 to 2329 and encodes 670 amino acids. The transcript is spliced from 7 exons. Gene Ontology annotation, biological process: response to iron ion; seed development. Gene Ontology annotation, molecular function: iron-nicotianamine transmembrane transporter activity; oligopeptide transmembrane transporter activity. The record is from RefSeq and is a predicted model, not a curated record. Lineage: Eukaryota; Viridiplantae; Streptophyta; Magnoliopsida; Myrtales; Myrtaceae.
GCCAGCAGCCAUCCCGUCACGUCUUCUCCCAGGAAAAAAUACUCGUCUUUCGUUCCGGCUUUCCCCUCUUCGUCUCUUCCACCGGAACGUCCUCCUCCUCCUCCUCACUCCAUCUUCAUCUCCAUCCGUUGACGCGGCGGUCCUGCCGUCCAGGCUCGUCGGUCCGUUCCUCGGCUUCGCCGGCUGCAUUGAGCAGCCGGCUGUGAGUCGUUACUUCCGUUCUUUCUUUCUCGGGACGUGCUGGCUCGGAUCCCGAAGUCGCCGCCGCCGUCUCUUUAGCAGCAGGUACGCCGGCCGACCGGGGGGAGGGGAGGGCAUGGACCGUGGGGAGCUAGGCGAGCUCCUGAACUCGGAGGGAGAAGGCGCGGAAGAAGCGCCCGCGGGGCGAGCGGGCUUCGUGAGAGCCGCCGCCGCCGCCCCAUGGACGAAGCAGGUCACGGCCAGGGGAAUCGUGGCCGGCUCGGCGGUGGGGAUCGUCUACGGGGUGAUCGUGAUGAAGCUCAACCUCACCACCGGGCUCGUGCCGAACCUGAACGUCUCGGCCGCGGUCUCGGCCUUCGUGUUCGUGAAGGCGUUGACCAAGGUGCUCCGCAAGGCCGGCGUGAUGUCGACCCCAUUUACCCGGGAGGAGAACACCGUGAUUCAGACGUGCGCCGUCGCGUGUUACAGCAUCGCCGUCGGAGGCGGCUUCGGGUCUUACCUGUUGGCCUUGAACAGGAAGACUUACGAGCAAGCUGGGGAUGCGCCUGGCAAUACUCCUGAGAGCACAAGGGAACCCGGAAUCGGCUGGAUGACCGGCUUCCUCUUUGUCAGCAGCUUUGUCGGGCUUCUGGCACUUGUUCCUCUCAGAAAGAUCAUGAUAGUAGAGUACAAACUGACAUAUCCAAGCGGAACUGCUACGGCUGCGCUUAUUAAUGGGUUCCAUACUCCUACAGGAGACGGCAUAGCCAAGAAACAGGUUCGGCUUUUUACGAAGUUCUUCUCAAUCAGUUUCCUGUGGGCUUUCUUCCAGUGGUUAUAUUCAGGGGGCGAGCAAUGUGGAUUCUUGCAGUUCCCGAUUUUCGGAUUCAGCGCCUGGAAAAACUCAUUUUACUUCGAUUUCAGCAUGAGCUACAUUGGAGCCGGAAUGAUCUGUUCCCAUCUCGUGAACUUGUCUCUGCUGCUCGGUGCUCUGCUCUCCUGGGGAAUCAUGUGGCCUCUGAUCGGUGGCCGUGAAGGGGACUGGUUUCCCAGUAUGCCACCUGAAAGCAGCAUGAAGAGUCUCAAUGGUUACAAGGUUUUCAUUUCGAUAGCUCUCAUUCUGGGCGAUGGAAUCUACAAUUUCCUAAAAGUACUGUAUUUGACUACAAAGAGCAUCUGUGCUAGGAUGAACAAGAAGAAACGUAAGACAUUUCUUGAGGAUGAGAAUCAAUCUCUUGAUGAUCUUCGGCGGAACCAAGUAUUUGCGAGGGAGAGCAUUCCCGUUGGGAUGGCCUGUGCAGGGUAUGCUUUCACCUCCAUCAUCUCCGUCGCCGUGAUCCCCAUCAUGUUCCCCGAACUAAAAUGGUAUUAUGUAGUGGCUGCUUACGUGCUUGCACCCGCGCUUGGCUUCUGCAAUGCCUACGGGGUGGGACUCACGGAUAUGAACAUGGCCUAUAAUUAUGGGAAAGUAGCGCUCUUUGUGCUAGCCGCUUCUGUUGGAAAAGAUUCCGGCGUUGUCGCCGGACUCAUUGGGUGUGGUCUAAUUAAAUCAAUAGUUUCCAUCUCUUCUGAUCUGAUGCAAGACUUCAAGACUGGUCAUUUGACGCUGACCUCUCCUCGAGCGAUGCUUCUUAGCCAGGCCAUUGGGACGGCCUUAGGUUGCUUGGUAGCCCCUCUAAUAUUUUUCCUCUUCUACGACACAUUUGACGUGGGAAAUCCGGAGGGCGAGUAUAAGGCUCCGUACGCUAUUGUUUACCGCAAUAUGGCCCUUCUAGGAACGGAGGGAUUCUCUGCCCUCCCUCAGCAUUGUUUGCAGCUCUGCUAUGGCUUUUUUGUCUUUGCCGUGGUGGCAAACUUAGCGAGAGACCUCUCGCCUAAACACAUAGGGAACUGGGUUCCGCUUCCAAUGGCUAUGGCCGUCCCUUUCCUAGUCGGUGCCUACUUCGCGAUAGAUAUGUGUGUGGGGAGCUUCAUCGUUUUUGCAUAUAAAAAAGCCAACGGUGAAGAGGCGGGCUUGAUGGUUCCUGCCGUUGCUUCUGGGCUGAUUUGCGGAGACGGUUUGUGGAUCCUUCCAUCCUCGAUCCUUGCUCUCGCUAAAGUUCAUCCGCCGUUCUGUUUGAGAUUCUCUCCAACUACGCAGUUCUUUUAGAAAUUAACUGCUUUUGGAGGCGAAACAAACUGAUAUGCUCAUCAGAUGAAGGAACUAUGCACAACCCAGCAUCCAAUAUGAGUUAAGAAGCUGGCCAAGGAGUUUCAGUUGCAGCAAACAAACAGAAGAUUGAUCAUGAAAUUAUACAGAUGAAUUAUACACAACCAGCAUCUAAUAUGAAUACAGAAGCUGAUCGAGAAAUUCUAGUCGCAGCAAACUCACAGAAGAUCGAUUAUGGAAAUGCUUACAGGGUUCAUAUAUUCAUCAGGUUAAAGUGAUUUUUGUAAAUAUAUCACAGGUCCUUUUCUCUGCUGAUCUAAAUAUGCAUGGGAAUGCCUUGAAUGGAAGGAUUGAAGUGCUGUUGAAGAGGUGGAUUGAAACUUAAAGGAUGUCAGGUUCUCUCUCCUUAUCAAAAAGGCUUAGAAAGGAAGAUCUCACCUGUGAAUUGAGCCCAAAUUAAGUCUACGUAAAGUUUAACAGGAUUGAAUCAAACACGACAAUCUCGCAAGCUUGCAUUGAAUUGGGCUGCAUCUGCUUCCUUUCCUAAAAGCUCUGCAUGGGCCUAACCAUGAUACUUGAUAGACUGAUGAAGUUGAAGAAUGUAAGCUGUAAGUUUGAGAAGAACUCGUGAAUGAGCUCCAUCUUGAGAAACUACAGUGAGAUGAAAUGAAUGACCUUGUUGUUCAGUAACGGGUCCCAUAUCGACA